Molecule: messenger RNA, 1598 nt
Organism: Syngnathoides biaculeatus (alligator pipefish)
Lineage: Eukaryota; Metazoa; Chordata; Actinopteri; Syngnathiformes; Syngnathidae
Gene: efna1a
Product: ephrin-A1a
Exons: 5
Coding region: 30-725 (231 amino acids)
Biological process (GO): ephrin receptor signaling pathway; axon guidance
Cellular component (GO): plasma membrane
Molecular function (GO): ephrin receptor binding
Source: RefSeq, a predicted model, not a curated record
GCGCGUGCACGCCCGGGUGUCCGUCCGCCAUGGAUUUGCUUUGGCUCGCCGGCUUGCUGGUGAGCUUGUGCGCCCGCUUGGCCUCGUCCGACCGCCACAGCGUCUUCUGGAACAGCACGAACCAAAAGUUUGUGUGGGACGACUACACCGUGGAAGUCCAUCUCAACGACUACCUGGACAUCGUGUGCCCGCACUACCCGCAGGGCGAGGUGGCCCUGCUGGACGCCGAGCGCUACGUCCUCUACAUGGUGGAGCGCGAGGACUACGAGUCGUGCAAGCCGCAGUCGUACGACCAGAUGCGCUGGGAGUGCGGCCACCCGUUCGCCCCCCACGGGCCCGAGAAGUUCUCCGAGAAGUUCCAGCGCUUCACGCCCUUCACCCUCGGGAAGGAGUUCCGCCAAGGGGAAAGCUACUAUUAUAUCUCUAAACCUUUACACCACCACGGAGAAGAGUGCCUGCGACUAAGGGUGAACGUCGUCGCGGCCAACGGCUCUCAGGAGGCCAGGGUGGCAAAAGGAGGGACGGCGGGGGACGCCGCGGGAGCCGGGGGUGGUGCUCACAACCCGUCCAACAGACUCCCUGCAGCAGACGACCCGGUGGUCAGCCUCCCCGAGGUCCGGAAGAGCGUGCGGACCAACUCGGCGGCGGCGGCGGCGACGACGACGACGUCGCUCUCCGUCCUAUCGUUGCUAAUCCCGUUCUCGCUACUCCUCCUGCUCCACUGAGAGAGCUCUUUUUCUUCUUCUCUUCUUUUUUUUUUUUGUUUUUUUUUGUUCCAUUUUUGUUUCCGGAACCACAAUGAAGGGACUGUCUGCGGGGUUGAAAACCACCGACCGCUCGAGCUUCAGCCCUUGUGGCCGGCCACAGGGCGAGCCGGGAGGAGAAAAGAAUAGACGGGGCCUCGCGAGCCCGGAAAACAAUCGUGACAAAACGCCGGAAUCGAACCCGCUGACCCAAAGAUUCGGUGGCCUCCUCCGUCUUGUGCGCUAAACCCACCCGCCCGGUAAUCGCCGACCAUUAGUGUGCUGUUGUUGUUGCCGUGACGGUUUCCGGUGGCGUUGGUGUCCGAAACGAUUUUGUUUUUGUCCCCCCCCCCCACACACACACACACGUUCCGAAAUGUAGCAUUGACGGACUGUUGUCGUGGCAACCACACAAUCACACACUAUACACUCGCCGCCAUCGAAAAAACUGUUUGUACAUUCUGUGAAGCUGAUUUAUGACAUCGCAUCGGGAGGUUUCCUGUACAUACCAUGCGCUAAGUGAGAGGUGUGUGUGUGUGUGUGUGUGUGUGUGUGUGCAUGAAUGGUUGUGCGUAUGUGUGUGUGUGUGCGCGUGUGUGUGUAAAAGUUGUGCGACAAAAUGUUUUCCUGCCCAAAACAAACACUGACUUGUUGUGUGUUUUUGUAUCUCGGAGAGAGGCUGGCCUUCUCUUGUUUGUUGGAUCUCGUCUCACCCCCCCCCCCCACCCCACAGCCCCCGCCCCACCCCCUACAAAUAAAUAAUAAUCCAAGCUAAAAUGAAUUCAACCGAUAAGCUGUUAAAGGGUUCAAUUUCGGAUGAAUUGAAAAGACAAAAGCACAAUCGUGAGCGUUCAA